Molecule: messenger RNA, 1895 nt
Organism: Carya illinoinensis
Lineage: Eukaryota; Viridiplantae; Streptophyta; Magnoliopsida; Fagales; Juglandaceae
Product: pyruvate kinase, cytosolic isozyme-like
Exons: 3
Coding region: 182-1708 (508 amino acids)
Biological process (GO): glycolytic process
Cellular component (GO): cytoplasm
Molecular function (GO): pyruvate kinase activity; potassium ion binding; magnesium ion binding
Source: RefSeq, a predicted model, not a curated record
GUCCAACCAGGAAUGGGAAACAUGCACGAAGCUUUCGUAUAUAUAGUACAGGUCCUCCGCUUAAUGAUAGAGCCAUAAACAACACCUACGAAGAAAACCUCUCGAAACCCUCCAGUCUUCUGAUCUCUCUUCGAUCUUUCUCGAUCUGUUGUGUUUGUUUCGCGCGUUAGUGAUAGCAUAAAUGGAGCAGAUUUUGGGGGCUUUGAAUAAUACGGCUGGGGCGGAGAAGAUGCCAAAGACUAAGAUAGUUUGCACGUUGGGACCGUCGUCUCGAUCGGUGGACAUGCUAGAGAGGCUUCUGAGGGCAGGGAUGAACGUAGCUCGCUUCAACUUCUCCCAUGGCGAUCAUGCUUACCACCAAGAGACCCUCAAUAAUCUCAGGACUGCCAUGAACAAUACCAGCAUUCUCUGUGCUGUCAUGUUGGAUACUAAGGGUCCCGAGAUUCGAACUGGGCGUUUGAAGGGAUCAAAACCCAUACAGCUUCAGCAGGGUCAAGCCAUUACCAUCACCACUGACUAUAGCAUAGAAGGUGAUGAGAAUAUGAUAAGUAUGAGCUAUCCAAAGUUGGCCGAGGAUUUGAAGACACAAAGUGUUAUUCUUUGUGCCGAUGGGAGUAUUUCUCUUACUGUCGUGGCUUGUGACGAGGAACAAGGUUUGGUCCAUUGUAUUUGUGAAAACUCUGCAGUUCUUGGUGAGAGGAAGAAUGUCAAUCUCCCUGGGGUUAUUGUUGACCUGCCAACCUUAACUGAUAAAGACAAAGUGGAUAUUUUGGACUGGGGAGUUCCAAAUAAGAUUGACAUAAUUGCUUUGUCUUUCGUUCGCAAAGGUUCUGACCUUGUAGAGGUCCGAAAAUUGCUAGGACCGCAUGCAAAGAAUAUCCUUCUCAUGUCAAAGGUUGAGAAUCAAGAAGGCGUUUCUAAUUUCGAAGAUAUUUUAGCCAACUCAGAUGCAUUUAUGGUUGCACGAGGUGAUCUAGGAAUGGAAAUUCCAAUCGAAAAGAUAUUCCUAGCUCAGAAAUGGAUGAUACUGAAAGCCAACACGCAAGGAAAACCAGUGGUGACUGCUACCCAGAUGUUGGAAUCCAUGACCAAAUCUCCCCGGCCAACCCGAGCUGAAGCCACAGAUGUUGCUAAUGCAGUUCUUGAUGGCACUGACUGCGUGAUGCUUAGCGGAGAAACUGCUGCUGGGGCAUACCCUGAAAUUGCUGUUCAAACCAUGGUGAGAAUCUGCAGAGAGGCAGAGAGUUUUAUAGACUAUGGACAACUUUUUAAGAGAAUAAUGGAAACUGCACCGACGCCUAUGAGCCCAUUAGAAAGCCUGGCCUCCUCAGCGGUGAGCACUGCCCAAAGCAUUAAAGCAGCCUUGAUUUUGGUCCUAACCAGAGGUGGAAGCACAGCAAAGCUGGUGGCUAAGUACAGGCCGAGCAUUCCCAUUCUGUCUGUGGUGGUUGCAGAGAUAACAACAGAUUCUUUCGAGUGGUCUUGCAGUGAUGAGGCGCCUGCAAGGCAUAGCCUUGUUUAUAGGGGCCUGUGUCCUGUUUUGAGCUCAGCAUCAGCAAGAGCUUCACCUGAAGAGUCGACCGAGGAAAGCAUAAAGUUGGCCCUCCAACAUGCAAAGACCAAGAAACUCUGCAUGCCUGGGGACUCGGUCGUCGUGUUGCACAGAAUAAACACUGCGUCUAUUAUCAAGAUCAUGAUCGUUAAUUGAUUUUUGUUUCGUCGGAUUGUUGUCAAUUUAUUAUUAAUCUAGUUUUGGUGAGGAUCUUUGACACGUUGAUGGUUUAUUCAACAAUUCUGAUAUUAGGAGUGCUUUCGAAUGGAAAGAUAUUCAUGUGAUGUAAUCAAUUUUUGGAGGACAAAAACUACUAAAUUUAAUCCAAACUCUAUCAUCAAAA